Hydractinia symbiolongicarpus is the source of this 468-nucleotide messenger RNA. RefSeq names its product ribonuclease kappa-B-like. The transcript is spliced from 4 exons. NCBI's taxonomy places the organism in Eukaryota, Metazoa, Cnidaria, Hydrozoa, Anthoathecata, Hydractiniidae. Bases 19 to 360 code for a protein of 113 amino acids. The record is from RefSeq and is a predicted model, not a curated record. Gene Ontology annotation, molecular function: RNA endonuclease activity.
CAAAACACAGCUGGUUGUAUGAUGUCGGCCACUAAUCGAUUGCUUGAAUAUCAAAGCGAAGGAACCGAAGAAAUAGUAAUCCGCAUUAAGUCAAACAGUCACAGAAAAAUGCCAAUUUGUGGGCCUAAAUUAUCAAGUUGCUGUUUUGUUUUGAGCAUAUGGGGUAUAAUAAUGCUGAUCCUCAUGGGUGUGUUCUUUCGGAUAGAGUCUGUGUCUUUACUAGAAGAUGUUCCAAGUGGACCUAAUGGAUAUAAUGAAGCCUCAAAGAACUGUUUUAUAGCAGCAGGAUUAUAUGGUUUGGUCUUUUUAUUCAGUGGGUAUCAAAAAAUUGCCAUUAACCGAGGUUAUUCACGAUUGUGAGUUAUCCAAGAUUUUUUUCACAAAGCAUGAUUUAUCAAUGGUCUUCGAAACAGCUGUCAUAUUUUGUUUUGGUCGAGCACGAUGAAAAUUACACAUUUUUUUUUUUUU